AUGGAAGUCGGUACGAGGUGGUCUUCUGAGCAAGAUAAAACGAAUUUGGAGUCAAAAUUAAAAAAUGGUUGUUUGAAAGGUGAUGCUGCGGAAGUCCUAGCUUCAAUUGAAUUGUCGGCAGAAAAUUAUUGUGUCGCGUGGGAAUUACUAAAAGAGCGUUAUGACAAUCGGAAAAUCAUUCGCGAAGGACACGUAAAAUCUCUGUUACAUUUGCCAUGCAUAUCAAUAGAAUUUCCCGUUCGUUCGCUCCUUGAUCAAGUGCAAAAGCAUAUCAGAGCUCUUAAAGCCUUGAAAGAAUCCGUAGAUAGUUGGGAUACGCUAUUAGUAAUUAUCAUUAAAGAAAAUCUAAAUCCUUUUCUUCGCGAAAAAUGCGAAGAUUCUAACAAUGAACUUUCCCAGCCAACCUAUAGUGAUAUCGUAACAUUUUUACAAAAGCGUGCACAAUUUGAAGACACUAAAUCUUAUCAGCAAGCGCCAGUAGCAAAAAAUCAAUACUCGUUUAACAAAAAAUCGUUUUCGCAUUCUCGUCAAGAAUCAACUAGCUCAGAGCACCCGGCCGAAACCGCCACAACAAGCAAAUCCGUUACUUGCGCGCUCGCGAACGUUACUUCUGAAGGCUUAUUAGCCACUGCCAUCGUUGACAUUUUUAAUCCGCAAGGAAAAUCGAAACCUUGUCGUGUAUUUUUGGAUUCAGGCCCACAAUUAAAUUUUAUAACUGAAGAUACUGCAUCUUUUCCAAACUUACGCAAAAAAUCGGUUGACAUUUCGGUCACUGGCGUCGAAUAUACUUCCACAGGAAUCAAACACUCGGUUUCCGCGACUAUGAAAUCGCGAUUUAGUAAAUGCCAAAAAAAUAUUGAUCUUUUCGUGCUUCCUCGUAUAACAGCAAAAAUUCCUUCUAUACCUAUAAAUCGGUCUGAGUUUGAACUCCCGAAAAAUAUCACUUUGGCAGAUCCCGAGUUUCACAAGCCAUCUGAUAUCGACAUUCUUAUUGGCAUCAAACUCUUUUAUAAACUCUUGUGUGUUGGUCAAAUUGAGUUUAAAAAUCAUCCUAACGUGGUGCUGCAAAAAACUCAACUCGGAUGGCUCGUAGCGGGUGAAAUAAAUAGCCCUUCUCCUACAACCAAAGUUCAGUGUCAUCUCGCGAUAAACUCAACACCUCUCGACUCGAGUCUCACUAAAUUUUGGGAAGUCGAGGAAAUUCCCAAGUCAAAAUUACUUUCCGCUGCAGAAAGGGCAUGCGAAGUCCAUCUUGCAAAUGAUACGCAAGGUGGUGCCACUGGCUGUUACAUUGUCAAAUUGCCCUUCAAUGAAAAUAAAGAGGAAUAUGAGACUUUAAAUCACAUGUCGUUUAUUAAAAAUUCAAACUCUGCUGAACUUGGAUUUUACCUUCCACAUCAUGCCGUGGUAAAAUCGAACAGUCUCACCACUAAAAUUCGUGUGGUUUUCGAUGGUUCCGCCAAAACUUCCUCUGGCAUUUCUCUAAAUAAUUCACUGAUGGUCGGUCCUACGAUUCAGGACGAUCUUUUCUCUUUAUUAACUCGAUUUCGCAUUGACAAAUAUGCCCUCACUGCAGACAUAGAAAAAAUGUGCCGUCAGGUCUUAGUACAUACCGAUGACGCUGUCUAUCAAAAAAUACUUUUUCGCGAAAACCAAAAUGCACCUAUAAAAAUAUACUCGUUAAAUACUGUCACAUACGGUACUUCCUGUGCGUCUUUUCUGACCAUUCGCGCAUUACAUCAAUUAGCCAACGACGAAGGAGCACAGCAUUCAAUCGCUGCUGCCGCUUUGAAUCAGUAA
This is a messenger RNA of Belonocnema kinseyi, 1800 nucleotides long. RefSeq lists its product as uncharacterized. The record is from RefSeq and is a predicted model, not a curated record. The transcript is spliced from 4 exons. NCBI's taxonomy places the organism in Eukaryota, Metazoa, Arthropoda, Insecta, Hymenoptera, Cynipidae. Bases 1 to 1800 code for a protein of 599 amino acids.